Megalobrama amblycephala (Wuchang bream) is the source of this 4402-nucleotide messenger RNA. RefSeq names its product adhesion G protein-coupled receptor D2 (gene adgrd2). Bases 277 to 3552 code for a protein of 1091 amino acids. Gene Ontology annotation, molecular function: G protein-coupled receptor activity. Gene Ontology annotation, biological process: adenylate cyclase-activating G protein-coupled receptor signaling pathway; cell surface receptor signaling pathway. Gene Ontology annotation, cellular component: membrane. The record is from RefSeq and is a predicted model, not a curated record. Lineage: Eukaryota; Metazoa; Chordata; Actinopteri; Cypriniformes; Xenocyprididae. The transcript has 26 exons.
ACAUUCACACUGCUUGCGCAAGAAGUCUGCUUUAAUAAAUGACAUCCAUUAGCAUUACAAAGCAUAGUGCUAAAACGACGGCUGAGUUGGUGGGCUGGACAUCUACGAGGGGGUCUGCGGUCAGAUCCAGAGACACACACACCGGGAUAAAGAAGGAGGACAGUCUGGACUCUGAGUUUGGAUGUAACACUUGCAAACUGAAGGAUGAAGACAGUGUAAAUGGAUAAUAGAUAAUAUGAGACAGAUGCAAUUACACAGCACACUCCAAACAAAUGUAUGGAUGCUAGGAGUCAAACCACUGAAGAUCAUCACAUGGCAGGCAGUACCUAUGUGAAGAUGUCUUCAUUGCUCUUUGGAGUGAUUUUGGCUAAUGCAGUGAUUAUGGGUAUGUGUGAACCAACUCAAUCAUGGUCAGACAGGGCAGAAAGAGGACCGUUGGAUGUGCCGGACUCUAACAUUCUGCUCCAGAACGAUGCCGUGUACCAGCUUGUGAACACAUCGUUCAGUUUCGAACAAGCUAUGCAUUACUGCCGUGGUCAGUCGAGUGGCCUCACAACUUCAGGGGUCAAAGAGGACGAGGAGGGAGCACAGCAGUUGCUCUUGAAAUCCAACCUCAAGAGCCCCAUUUGGUUUGGAACCAACAAAAGUCCGAACCUGACAACCCAGCUUCCCGAACAAAAAACGGAAUUCCCAGGUUUAUCUUUCAAGUCUAAGGACGGCUAUGCCCGUGUGAACGCGACUUUCCCGUCACUGUCUGCUGUGAGCGUUUGCGUGCGCGUGCAGUGGGACCCGCGGCACGAGAACGUGUCCACGGUGUUCUCGUACGCCGCGACCGUUUUCAUCAACGAGUUCCAGCUGCGCGGAAAGAUAGACGAGUCCAAGCGAAAACAGGCCGACAGGAAAGUCCGCCUAGCGCUUCUCAUUCAAGGACAACAUCAUGCUUACAAAGCCGAGCUGCCCAUUGAUGAAGACUGGCACCAUGUUUGUGUCACAUGGCACUCAAGCAAUGGAUUUUGGGCAAUUUAUGUGGACGGAAAAAAGGGAGAUUCUGGGCAUGGGGAAGCUCGGGAAAAGGCAAAUAAUUUAUACGGAGACGGGAUAUUUAUAUUGGGGCAAGACCAGGAUACCUUUGGUGGGACUUUCACCGAGCCGUUUGUUGGAAACUUGACCGACCUGAACAUUUGGGAUGAAGCUCUGGAGUUGAAAGAGGUGCAGGCACUGAACACGUGCUCACAGCAAGUCACCAAUCACAAAGCCAUAUUCAGAUGGCAGGCCCGGAGCCUCACUGUCCAUCACUCUGUCCAGAAUGUGUCUGCAACUAUCAACUGUCCAGGGUCCCUGAAGACGCCGCAGAGACAGGAGGAGGAAUGUGAGGUUUUCGAUGGCUGGUCUGCCGGUCAGCCUCAGUACAGCACCUCCGCCUGCACACACACUUUCCCUUUCAUCUGCAGAAGCAGCAAAGAACACUAUCUGAAGAUGAAGGAGCUGAGAGAAUCUCUAAGGUCCAGCCCAAGCCCCUUCAUGCAGCGUCUCAUGCAGCACGGCAUGACUGCAGACGAAGUGUUCUCUGAUACUGUGGGUGGGCAGAGCUGGACCUCGCUGUCCCAUCUGUUGAACGUGUUUGAGCAGGUUGUUCUGAAGGAGCAGAAGCAGCUGGAGGACAGAGACAUGGCCUCUCUGAUGCAUGUUCUCUCUCGGGCCGCUGACCUGCCCAGCACGGCCAAUCAGAGCCGGCGUGAUGCGGAGAGGCUCGGCCAGAGCUUCAUCACCAUUGCAGAUUCACUCAUCAGCCAAGAUGAUAGCAGUAAAUGGCACAGCAUCAAAGAGGUAGUGAAGGGGCCGAUGGCUGUCAUACAGGCUGUAGACCGAAUGCUGAUCAACCUGAACCCUCUGCUGACGGACGACACAGACAGUGUGCAGAUACACAGCCAUAAUAUCAAGCUGCAGGUCCAACAGAAUCUUCUGUCUGAAGGAUCUCACAUUUCUGUGUUUUGUGGGUUGGAUGUGGGAAAUCGUGACUGCAUCUCUGUCCAGGCUGAAAACAUGAAGGAACUACAUAACAAUGACUUCAGAAAGGUGACUGUACUGAACACAUGGUACAGCUCUGUGAACUGUCUCUCAGAGAGAGAGGAAAACAUUACUCUUUCUCCUAUAGUCAGUGAUGGAUCGCAGAGGUAUUUGGGAACCGUCUUGGGCUCAUCGGUCAUUUCCAGUACAGUGCUGGCAGAUGGACAGCCGAUCAGCAUGGCCAUACACUUCACACUCCAGCACAGGAUUCAGAACAGUUCAAUGAAAUUGAUCCCUGUCUGUGCAUUUUGGGAUUUUGACCUGAUGUUUGAGGGAGGAGGCUGGUCAACCAAGGGCUGCACCGUUAUUUCCACCCAGAAUAAUUUAACUUCGUGUUACUGUAACCACACAACGAACUUUGCCUUGUUGUUACAGAUCUAUGAGGUUCAGAGAAGUUUUGAACACGAGACGGGUCUGCAGAUCCUCAGUUUGAUUGGCUCUGGUGUGUCUCUUUGUGGUCUACUUUUCACACUGAUUCUCUUCGUGGCUGUUGGCGUUCCAAAGUCAGAUCGUAUUACUGUUCACAAAAACCUGAUCGUGGCGCUGACUGUAGCCCAGUUACUUCUGAUUUUCAGCGACUGGGCUGUGGAAAACCAGGAAGCCUGUUGGUUGGUGACGGCCCUCCUCCAUCUGUUCUUCCUCUCUUCGUUCUGCUGGAUGCUGGUGGAGGGGCUGCUGCUCUGGAGUAAAGUGGUCUCGGUGAACAUCAGCGAGGAGAGGAGAAUGAAGCUGUACUACGUGCUGGGCUGGGGGCUGCCGGUUGUUAUAGUCACUGUAACCUUGGCGGCCACUUUGGACCAGUACAAAGCACAGCAGUACUGCUGGCUGAACCUUCAGUCCAAUGUUAUUUGGGCUUUCGCAGGGCCUGUGCUCUUUGUUUUGGCCGUCAACGCUGUGGUGCUUUUUCGGGUCGUUAUGGUUACAGUGGCCAGUGCACGUCGCAGAGCCAAAAUGCUGACGCCCAGUUCUGACUCGAAACUUCACACGCUGGAUCUUACCUGGGCAGCGACGCGGCCGGUGUUGAUCUUGUUACCAGUUUUAGGCCUGACCUGGCUGUGUGGAGUGUUGGUACACCUGUCUGAUGUUGUGGCAUAUCUGUUCAUCACACUCAAUGCCUUUCAGGGCCUGUAUAUUUUUCUGGUGUAUGCGGUUUACAACAGUGAGGUGCGGAACGCUAUAAGAAGAAUUCAGGACAAGCGGAAAGCUUUGUCGUUUACAAACUGCUCACAGCCUAUCAGCUUCUUACCCUCCCAGAAAUCUCCCAGUGCAUCAUGGGUGCACAGUCUGCCAACUCUUUCCAGCCCGGAGAGCAGCGAGAGCUCGACUCCCAUGAGCGCUUCCACAGCCAACCCGCUCAUCUUCAAGAACGAACGUUUUAAAGAGGACAAUAUUGUGAGUUUCCCAAUGAAACCAGCCAACAGAAGUCAGCAGGCUGUUUUGUUUCAGGUGGUUCAGCUGACGGCCUUCAAGCCCUCAGGCUGUUGAGGAGAAGACUACACAACUCGUGACUUAUCCCGGGAUGAAGACAUAACUCAUAAUGUGGAGGAACACACGCCGCCUCCUCCGCAAUCCUCCAGGCCGUCUCAUCCCCAGGACUCGGUCUGUGUUGAGUGAGUAAACGCUCUUCCAGAAACACGAAACGACUCUUUCAGCAAAUGUUCAGCGCAGCCCGGCACACAAACACUUCACAGCACUGUGUGUUUUAUAAUGUUACGUAGAUGUUGUCGGUGCAGAGGCUCAGAGUACUAAAAGUGCACGGUAUGAGCAUCGUCGCACCUUUAAUCGAGACAGAAUUGAGUUGUUAGUGUUUUUCGACUUUGGAUGGGAGCGUUCAGCCCAUCCGUGGAGAUUUAGAUUCAGUAUUUUGCAGAAGACUGUGGACAAUGAAACCUAUCAGCUUUGAUCUUUCUGAAGGGACUGUUCAAAGUUCAAUAACACAUUAUUUAAUCUCUUCUCUAUGCUCAAAUGGCAUGCAUGACGUGAUAUGUGAAGAUUAUCUUAUUGAGACACAUUUUUAAAAAGACAUUCUGAAAAUUUGCAUUUUUUUUUUACUUAUUUUGUUGGUUUAUUCAUGUAUUUCUACUCCUCAAUUGAAAUGAUGGAGAAAUGUAAAUAAUUAUUUUAUUGUAAUAGGCAUUCCUUAUUUUUAUACAAUGCAUAUUAAACUGCAGUAUUACUUUUUUUACUCAAUAUUAAAACUUUUUUUUUUUUUUUUGCUUUGAUGUGGAAAGUGAGUAUCGCUGUAGUCAUUUAUGAAUAUUGAAUUUCAUUUUUUGUAUGUUUUUAAAACGAUACACAGAAGAUUCUAUUGGAUUAGAAUAAAAAAGAGUGGGUU